Messenger RNA from Periophthalmus magnuspinnatus, 6178 nucleotides. It is a transcript of the gene camsap3, whose product is annotated as calmodulin regulated spectrin-associated protein family, member 3. Lineage: Eukaryota; Metazoa; Chordata; Actinopteri; Gobiiformes; Gobiidae. Gene Ontology annotation, biological process: negative regulation of microtubule depolymerization; neuron projection development; cytoplasmic microtubule organization. Gene Ontology annotation, molecular function: calmodulin binding; spectrin binding; microtubule minus-end binding. Gene Ontology annotation, cellular component: microtubule minus-end. Bases 367 to 4626 code for a protein of 1419 amino acids. The record is from RefSeq and is a predicted model, not a curated record. The transcript has 17 exons.
GAUGCCAGUAUGGAGCACCUGGGAGUCAGUCAUCUGCUGGGCUGCGCAGCACACAACGAGCUGAUAGCAAUGCGGACGAAGAAAGGCAAAAACGAUUGGGAUUCGUUUUGUUUUUUGUGCUUUGCGAGUUAAUUGAGCGUUUUGUCACUACAAGACGAAACUUCUGAAAGAAUCCGCGUCCUGAAUCACCAGACACAGGGCUUAAACUGGUUUGAAUGCUGCUCCGGGGCGGAAAUUUUCCUCAUAAACCCAAACCAACCCACAUCCGUAUUCUCCUGGCGUUGGACUAUUCAGCUCCCAAGGAUGAUUGCUUGAUAUUUGUGUACUAAAGCGUCCAGACGUUCCUGCCACUGAUCCAGCAGUUUUAUGCUCACUAUGGGGGACUCGCCUACCAUGAGGAAGACGUUUGUGGUCCCAGACAUAAAGCCUUUGGAUUUGUAUGACUGUUCUAAAGCUAAAAUAUGCGCAAGUGUCGGAUGGCUUCUGGCGAAGUCAUACGGCAGUGCAGAGAAUGUCCCAGUGGAGCUUCGUGACCCCUUCUACUGUGACCAGUAUGAACAGGAGCACCUUAAGCCACCAGUCACACGCCUCCUCCAGUCCUCUGAACUCUACUGUCGCACCUACGGCCUAAUCAUGGGGGCGAACCAGGCUGACUCACAACCAAAAGACAAUGUGGCCCUGCUGCAGCUUUGUGCUCAGAGAGGAAUAACCUGCAAAGACCAAGAUGUUCCAGUGACUGACAUGGACCUGCGGCAAAAACCUAUCAAAAUGAGUGCUCACCUUGCAUUGAUAGAUGCCCUGAUGUCUCUGGCAGCCAUGGAGACACUAGCAGCAUUGAAGUCAUGUGGGACUGUGGAGUUGCAAAACAGUUGGGAGGAGACUGUACUUCAAUGGCUGAACAAGUUGAAUCAGAAACUCAGAGUUCGCGCAGAUGAUGAGGAAAAUGACACAUCUCAAUCCAUCACAGAACCUCAACCUGUUCAGCCUUCUCUUCGCUACAGGAAAGAUAAAGUGCAGACCAGACAGAAGCCCGUGUUUCCAGUGGUUAAUGACGUCAGAGACUUGUCCAGUGGCUGUGCCAUUGUUGCUGUUAUUCAUUACUAUUGUCCCGACUUGUUAAAACUUGAAGAUGUAUGUAUGAAAGAGUCUAUGUCUGUAGCAGACAGUGUAUACAACCUGCAGUUCAUCCUAGAGUUUUGUGACAGUUGUCUGAAGAGCUGCUGCCACCUGACACUGGAGGACAUGUUGUACAUGCCCCAAGAACUACAGGUAAAUGUGCUAAGUUUCUUAGCUGAGUUGCUAAAUUGGUUUGAAGUACAAACACCUGAAUUUGUUCAGCCAUUUGAUACGUCAGAUGGCACCUCGGUAAAGUCAAAUAGCAGUAUCAGUACUUCCCCUUCUAUUUUUAAGAGGCCCUUCCUCCCUAUAUCCACAUCUGCGACAGGCUCUUUGACUCAGUCUACCUCAAUGUCUCAUAUAGAAGGAGUGGGAAAGACGUGGAGCAAGAAAUCUCUCAGUCGACCACUGUCAGCAGUGUCCUUUAGCAUUCCCUUUGGCCUGGACAGUGAUGUAGACAUUGUGAUGGGAGAUCCAGUAAUAACACGCUCUGUAAGUUCAGACCAGUUAAAUCCAGGAGUCCAGACAAGAGUACCCUACACUCCUCCUGAAGACGUCAAGCAUGUUCUCAACAAACCUGGGGGGCAUAAUGGACCCCAGAGGGCAUCAUGGGUAACCCAGUCUAUAGAUAUUCCUAAAGUGGCAGAGGAAAAUGGCCUUGACGUCAAUGAAGCGGGGGAGCUGCCCACAAUCGAGGAGGCUCUUCAGAUCAUCCACAACGAGAGCAAGAUGGAGCAGCGGCUUCACCCUGAUGGUGCCCCAGAUGGCUUCUACCUCCACUCCCCUGAUGACCCUGCAAGCUCCAGAUACACCAACAGCUUGUCCUCCGUCAGCUCUUCUGCUCCUUCACGCUCAGGAAUGAUGUUCAGACCCACUGGGCACAAAGAUCCCAAACGCACGAGAAAUGCCUCUGAAUGUUCACGAGAUGAUGACUCUGUUUUAAGAGAUGGCAGUGUGGACUCUGAUGCCUCAGAGGAUCUGCCUAAGACCCAGUCCACUCCAGCUACACCCGCCACCUCUAUGAGAGGCAAAGAAGCACCUGACAGUGGUGUUAAAAUGACCAGCUUUGCAGAACGCAAGAAAAAACAGUUAUUAGAUUCUCCCAAGUCUAGUGAACCAUCAUCUCCUCAGAUGACUUCAUGGGCACAAAAGUCUGAAGAAAGUCCAAGCAAAAGCCCACAGCUAAAUAAUGAGAUGUCAGAGCUUGGAGUUCGACUUGAGGAAAAACGCAAAGCCAUUGAAGCCCAGAAGAAACGCAUAGAGGCCAUUUUUGCAAAGCACAGGCAAAGACUGGGGAAAAGUGCCUUUUUACAACUGAAGAAGGAGCAGGACGAGGAUGGUGCAGGUGAAGGAGAUGGUGGCCAAGUAAUUGCUUCAUCUACAGAGGAUGACCUGUCACAUCUGACUUUAGAGGACAGACUGAACAUGGAUGUUGAGGAUCCAGGUGUGAAGCUCCCAUCAGCAUCAGGACAAGCCAAUGCACAAGGAGGACAAGCACUUAACAAACAAGUCCUUCUGUCCAAAGAAAAGCCAAGCAUCCUUGCAGAGAACACCUCGGGACAAUCAAAUGAUAAAAUGGCAGCUCCUCUUGGAGACUAUAACAAUGCUGUUUCCAAGCUGACAGCAGCACUAAGCUCCUUACAAAGUGACAUGCAGCGAUUGACUGAACAACAAAACCAAUUUAUGAAAAAACCUGCUUCACCAAGUAACAAAUCCUGGACAAUACCGGCUAGCCCAGCACCUCCCUCUUCUCGCCUCUCCAGAGAGUCUACACGAGACUUCAGUUCAUCUCCCAAUGCGCCAUCUCCAUCACGUAGAAUCAUAAAUCACACCACACCCCCCAAAUCUCCCAAAAUGGUACAAAGGAGAGCUCAGUCUGUGCCCCCCAAGAGUCCUAAACACAACCAACAUAUUCGCCAACCGGAUAUGAAGGUCCCAACGGUGUCACGGUUUCUUAAUGCACCACAAGAUGUAGAUCGUAUCCCUCAUCUUCGUCGGGUCAGCCCUUCACAAUCUCAGGUUCAGACUUCUUCCGCAUUUUCCAUUGGUGAUGCCGAAAACCUUGAUGAUUUGCGCUCAUUUGGUCCAACCCCCGUGCCCACACCUGCUCUGACUCCAUCAUCCAGCCCAGCACCACAACUCACGACAGAGGACGCCUUGUACGAAGUGGGGUCUGUAGACGAUCAGAGUAUUUUCAGUAUGGACUUUGAGGCAAGACCCUCCUCUUUGCCUAAAAAGGACAAGUUAACGGGUGGUGGCGGCAGCUCGGGGGCUCCUUCAGAGUGCUCCUUUGAGAGUGACGCACCAGCAGCAGGAAUGAAUGGAAAACGUGGUAGCCUGAUUGAGAUCUCCCUGUCAGCUCUCAGAGGAGAUGGAGAGGAGGAGGAAACAGGAGCUGAUGGGUUAUCUGAUUCAGUAAGUGAACAGGCCGAGUCUGAGCUCAGAGGAGGUUUGGGAUUCUUUUUCAAGGAUGAUAAAGAGCGAACAGAAGAUGAAAUGGCUCAGCGUAAAGCUGCUCUGCUUGAAAAACAACUGAAAAGAGCUGAAGAGAUGAAACGACGCAAACUGGAGCAAGAAAAGGAAAAAGAGUCCAACAAGCCACAGUGGAUGAUCAUUGAGGGCUGGGGAAACAAAGCUGACGAGCAGCCUCUUACUCCUGGCACACCCACAACUCCACGUACUCCACCAGCAGAGGGCACCCCACAGCGCAGAGGGGACUUCACCAGGCAGGAGUAUGAGAGGCGACAACAGCUGAAGAUUAUGGAAGACCUGGGCAAAGUGCUCAAGCAAAAACCCACCACUGUCCGUGGAGUCAAGAAACAGAGACCCAAGACUGUCUUCAGGGAUGACUCUGUCCUGUCCAACAGUCCUGCUAAAGGCUUGAUGGGCAACAAACUGAGCAAGGUGUACUCUCACUCCAGCAUGAAUUUGUCUUCAAUGGCAAAUGACACAGGAGGACUUACUGUCAGAAAAUCUCCCAGCCGCUCUCACUCACCUGCACGUCAUCGGUCACCGGGACGACGAGGCUCCCAAAAUGACUGGGAAAAUGGUUCCACUAUUUCAUCACCUGCUUCAAUACCAGAAUAUACAGGACCAAAGCUGUACAAAGAGCCAAGUUUUAAGUCCAACAAGUUUAUAAUCCAUAAUGCAAUCACUCGCUGUUGCCUAGCUGGGAAGGUCAAUGAACCACAGAAAAACAAGAUUGUGGAGGAAAUGGAAAAGAGCACAGCCAACCACUUCCUCAUCCUGUUCAGAGACUCCAGCUGCCAGUUCAGAGCCAUUUACACCAUGAACCCAGAGACAGAGGAGAUGGAGCGGCUCACUGGCAUCGGGCCUCGAGUCAUUACUCCUGAAAUGGUGGAGUCUAUUUACAAAUACAGCUCUGAUCGAAAACAAUUCACUGUCAUACCGUCCAAAACUAUGUCGAUGAGUGUGGAUGCCAUCACUAUACCCGGCCACUUUUGGCAAAAACGACCAGGGACUCCGAAGAAGCUUGGGACACCCAAAUGAAGUCUAAUUAAGAUGUCUGACCUUAUUCAGGACCGCUCAUCAAGUAUAUGGCCAGUGUGGCACUUGUGGUACCUCCUUAAAGAAGCUGCUGACUGUGUAAUUUAAACGGCUUUCAAUAUGAGAAUUAUUCGGUAAGAUGCCAAGAGACUAGGCCAAACACUAUAGUCAUAAUAGUUGGAAUUUUAAGAGCUUCGGAUUGGCUCUGAAGGUCAUUAUUGAUUGUAAAGUUUUUGCCUGAAUGAAGUUUUCCCUUGCAAUCAUUUCUCUGACUCGUAGGUGACACUAGAAGGGGUGCCUGACUGCCUAUCCCCACAGACUUUGGAAAUAGAAAGGUGAUCUUUGAGUUUUGCUGGCUCUCCUCUCGCUGCCUUUUACCUCUUCCAGGGCUCGUAGCUAUGUGUCUCAGCUGAAAAGACAAUGGCUGUUUGUAUGUGGGUUUGUGAAUGUAAGGUCCACAGUGACCACUCUCUAUGGUGAAGGGCCAGGAGCUGUGUUAGGGCUGCACUGUUCUGCUGCUGUCAUCAGUGGACAUAACUGCCCAUGCUUCAGCUUCAGCAUAUUUUGCUUGACAAUUCACUGUACGUUUGAAACUGAGUGAAGAAUGGCAUAAAUGAAUGAAUUCAUUCUACAUUGUGAUUACAAUGGUAAAAUGUAAUCCGGAUCUUAUCUUGAAACAAAACUAAAACGUGAAGGAAAUGAAUGCAUUUUUCCUGAUAGUAAUUUCUAUAAACUUAUAAGUUGAUUUUUGUAAGCUACCAGUAAGCUAUCGCUGCUUGAAGCAUUGUAAGUUGUAUGAUUAAGGAUGAGUGAGUAAGAAUGGUUAUUAAAUCUUUGAAUGCAUUUGUUUAGGGAUCAAUAAAUCCAUAAGGUCACUUGCCUGGUCCCUAUUCUCUUUUGUUGAAGCAAGUUAGAUCAAUCCUUGUAGGCAGCCCCCUCUCUUGUUUUCCAGACACACUUAAUGUAAUUUACCCUUCUCAUAGGGCCAGUAUGUCCACACAGUAAUGAGCUCAACGGGAUUCUGCAGAGGACGGUGGUUAGUGCCAUAUCACUACAUAUUACCAGAAGGACACUGGGCCACUCCUUUCUCCAGUCUUAAGCACUACAGUAGCAGCUUUGGUGGCACUGCCUUUUCCUCAAAUAGUUUAGGUAAUAAUUACACAGUAGCAUUUAUGAAUGAUGGUGAAAUAAUCUAAAAGAGUGAGUGGAUAAUUAUUGUAUGAUUUUUUUAUUAUUUAUAUAUUUGUAAAAAUGUAAGGUUGUAGUAGAACAAUAUAUAUUUCGUUCCUGUGCAAUGUUCCUCUUGAAGUUCCCGUGUCACACAGGUAUUUAUAUUUAUUUAGUCUUAGCCUUAGAAAGUGAAUUUAAUGUAAAGUUCUGAUUCAUUUCUGUUUUGGUUAAGGUUUUGUUGUCAUUCAUUUCAUGUCAGCCAUUCAUGUCUUUGUUCCUUAGUUUUUGUUCUAAGAUUGAGCUUUGCAAUCAUGUGUGUUCAUUUCAUGACAUGUCAUUGAUAACUGGAACAGAAAAAUAAAAUACUUUUUACGGUAAUCAUUUC